UCGCCUCCGCCCCGGGCCUCAAGCUCUCACUGUUUAAAUCCCCCUCUGGGAAGUUCAAAUCUAGAUCCCUUGCAGCACCACAAUGGCCAGCAAGCUCUCCCCUUUCUCAACGUUAUUCGGCGGCCUCUUCCUCUUAUUCUUCCUGAGCAUGGACUCUGCCAUCCGUCAGACGCACGCUCAAAAGGUGGGCGUGUGCCCAGAGGUACAGGAGAGCAAAGACUGCCAGGUUGAAUGUCACACCGACGAAGACUGUCCUGACAUCCUCAAGUGCUGCACAGCUGGUUGCACGUCGGUCUGCGCAAUCCCUAACGAGAAGAAGGGUAAAUGCCCUAUUAAUGACAGUAGCAUCUCUUUGCUGGGGAUUUGCAAGGACGAGUGUUAUGGCGAUUCUGAUUGUUCUGGCUCACUCAAAUGCUGUAUCAAUGGCUGUGGAAACCAAUCCUGCCUCACACCUGAGCAAUGAGGUCUGACAUGAGUAAUUAAGUUGGAACAAAGGUCACCCUGAUCCUGGAAGCUCCUGGACUCUUUAAAGUUAUACUGAAAGUCACACUGAUCCUCCAGCACUCCCUGACAAGCUGCUGGAGUGCAAGGCUUCUGGACCAGCUGUCCAUGGAUCUGAUUAUUACCUUUCUUUCC
Molecule: messenger RNA, 636 nt
Organism: Vombatus ursinus (common wombat)
Lineage: Eukaryota; Metazoa; Chordata; Mammalia; Diprotodontia; Vombatidae
Gene: WFDC2
Product: WAP four-disulfide core domain 2
Exons: 4
Coding region: 83-463 (126 amino acids)
Biological process (GO): innate immune response; antibacterial humoral response
Cellular component (GO): extracellular region
Molecular function (GO): peptidase inhibitor activity
Source: RefSeq, a predicted model, not a curated record